UAUAAAAAAAAUUGACCUUGAACUAAGAGUUUGGCCUUUUUUUGGAAAAACAACUCUUUUCAUGAUUUUUUAAUACAAAUGUAGUUUGUAUAGGGCUUUCACAUGUGCAUUUCUCAUGACAAGGCCUUCCACUGGGUACCUUUAAUUUGACCUCUUGACCUUGGAGUUUGAUCUUCAUAUAAAGACUUUAACCUUGGCCAUAUCUUUUGAACGGUAGCUGAUUGGGUUUUUAUAUUUCACAGGUAUAUUAUAGUUUACAGCUAAGUGUAAAGUUUCACGUUAGGUCACGAUCUAGUUGACAGCUGCGCUCAAGGUAAAUUGUACACGCCUCCUAACCGCAAGCUUUACGACUGGAACUUUCUUCUUAUCCCUGAUUGGUUGCUAGUGCAACAGACUAUUUCCGUGUCAAUGAUGAUAAUCUAAAUUGACCAAUCGCGUGAUUUGUUUCCGCUGGAUGCAUCUGACUAAAAGGAUCGUGACGUAACGUAAAACUUUACACUUAACUGCAAACUAUAAUAUUCACUGAGACAAGUCCUUUCUUUGUGAAACAAUAAUCAUAUCUCUUGACCUUGGAGUUUGACUUGUAUUUGAAAAAAAUUUAACCUUCGCCAAAAGCUGUCAUACGUAGGCAUCAGUAUUUCACAAAUACAUCUUGUUUGUGUCAUGUUAUGAUUUUACAUAAAAAUAAUAAUCCUAUAAUUUUUCAUAUGUAAAAUUUUAAGUGUACGGCAAUGCCCUUUCAUAUUUGAAUUGAUAAAUUUUAGUCUCUUUAUCUGAACAACCAAAUUGCAAUGUGACUACUAUCAUUACACGUAUUUAUGAAAAUCUACAUUUAAAACAUUCCAUAUACAUAAAGUGUUAAUUUCUGGAGGAAAGAAAAUUUGAAUUCAUCAAACCGACAAUCAAUUAUGUUCAGAUACAUGUGUAUAUAAAUAUCCAUAGUAUACAUUGUUUUUGUGUUUAUUAUUCGUACGAUUGAUAGAACCCACAUUUUCCUCCUGCAAUAGUGUUAUACUGUAAAUAAAACUGUAUUUUCGCUUCUUCUGUUUAUAAAUUUCCCUUUCCAUCAGGAGAUAAAAACCGAGAUAGUGUGGCUACAGGUUCACCAAAUAGUCAGUGAGCGAAUAACAGGGUCUGAAUUAACGUUUUCCAAAGCUAAACAUAAUGAUUUGUCUUAAAGCUCUUGUCACUUUGUGGAUUUACAUUAAAGUGUCAAAGUCGGAAUAUUCUACUGUCGAUGAGCUUUAUCUACGACAAACUGCCAAUUUACAGGACGUUUUGCUCAAAGGAAAGGAUGAAAGUUCAAGUUACAGAAAAAACGUUCCGCCUUCAAUAAUGGUAACCAUUGGACUUUAUUUUGAAUUGUUGAGCCUCAAUGAAUUUGAUGAGAUUCGAGGUCGAUUUGAAUGUAACGGUAUGCUUCGAUUAAAUUAUCCUGGGAUCCACUGAAGUUUAAUAACACGAUGCUGACACCGUUUACGUCAUCAGAAGUGUGGAAGCCCCAAAUAUCACUUUUGAAUACUUUCUCGAAAUUCAUCAUCAUCAAUGACAGAAAGGAAGAAUUUGUCAUUUGGUACACAAAUGACGGAACUGCUAAUCUGCUUAUCGCUGGAGUGUUUGACGUGACGUGUGAUCCGAACGUAAAAUACUUCCCAUUCGAUUUCCAUGAAUGUGUUCUUCUAUUCAUUCCAUUUGAAAAUUUUCUCUUUCCGGAGUAUGCCUCGCCAUUUACGAUAGUUAUCAUGGAGGACCCCAUCAUCAAAGACAACUUUGAGGAAAGAGAUGACGACGGAAAAUGGACCUACCGGACAAAGAAACCGUGCAUAGUCAAAAUACCAAACCGGGAACUGUAUGCUGUGGCAUUUCCUGUCACAAUACAUCGACGAUCAACCUUUGCCCUCGUCAAUAUCAUUCUUCCAGUGAUGAUGCUUGGGUUUCUUAACCUAACCGUUUUCUUCCAGCCCGUCCAGGCAGGGGAAAGAGUUUCUUUCUCAAUAACAGUCCUCCUGUCUUUCACAGUAUUUAUGGUUUAUAUAGGGGAGAUAAUUCCUGAAACUUCAAACCCAAUGCCGUUGCUAAGUUACGUACUUGUUUUUAAACUGGGAUGUAGCACCUGUAUAGUAAUAGCCGUUACUAUAGUGACGCGUCUUUUCCACAGAGAGAAAAGAAAGGUGUCGCCAUGUGUACAGAAAAUUGUGUCUAAGUUUUUGAAUAUGGGUUCAUCUUUUUCUUGCCAAAAAAGAGAUGGGGAUUUGUCAAACAUAACAGACAGACAAAAUGCCUCAUGUGACGAUGACCGUGAAAGUUGUGACGUGACACAAAGUCUCGAGGAACCAAAAGACGAUUGGGGCAGAAUGUGUUUGGCUCUAGACAAGCUCUUUUUCUUAUUCUUCCUUAUCCUUCUGUUAAUGGAAUCCGUCUCUUACGUCAUAGCUUAUCUUGUGUUGUCAGGAAUGAGAAUAGACAAAGAUAUGACCUCACAGACGUGUACCAGUGGAAUUGAAUGAUUUGUAGUAAAUGUAUUCUUUGGGUGCUUCAUACAAUCAUGCACAGUACAUUUAGAAUGUUUUACCUUCAACCAGGAACACAAACUUUUGAAAAUUUUAUUUGUUUAAGCAAUUCUUAAAAUGACGCUGAAUUUAAUAAUGAUCCAAAGAUAGAAUGAGGUCUUUGAAAUCUUCUAAAUACAUGUACAUGUACAAGGAGCUUCCUAAAAAUGACAUAAUUAAACAAUCUGAAAGACAUCCCCAAUGCUUGUCCUAUGUACCAAUGCUUAGUCUUUCUGCAAUGAAACUGACUUCGAAGUUUUCUGUAAUAAUUUGCAAUGAUAUACUAUAUAUAUUUUAUUUACACAAAAUUCUAAGGCCAUAGAGGAAGCAAAACAAAAUCAUACAUUCUUCAGAUGCCUGAAAAUCUAUAUAUUUUUUAAAUGAUUUUUUAACAAUUGAAAAAUACACAUGAUAUAGUAAUCUACAUCCCUACAUUAUAUUUAGGGUGAGUUAAAUGCAGCACUUCAAUAGAAUCUGCGUACGUACAUGUAUACAUUGUAUAUGUAGUCACAGGACACGUCAAUUAAUUUUUAAAUAAAAUCAAGAUGCUUGAAGAAGUGUUGUUCUACCUAACAAGUUUAUAUGCUACAUUUAUGAUUUAAAUAUAAGGGUAACA
Saccostrea cuccullata (small rock oyster) is the source of this 3165-nucleotide messenger RNA. RefSeq names its product acetylcholine receptor subunit beta-like. Lineage: Eukaryota; Metazoa; Mollusca; Bivalvia; Ostreida; Ostreidae. The transcript has a single exon. The record is from RefSeq and is a predicted model, not a curated record. Bases 1464 to 2507 code for a protein of 347 amino acids. Gene Ontology annotation, cellular component: plasma membrane; neuron projection; synapse. Gene Ontology annotation, molecular function: transmitter-gated monoatomic ion channel activity involved in regulation of postsynaptic membrane potential; excitatory extracellular ligand-gated monoatomic ion channel activity; transmembrane signaling receptor activity. Gene Ontology annotation, biological process: signal transduction; regulation of membrane potential; chemical synaptic transmission.